GUAGCGCCCGUGAACACACGCGAGUAUCAUAGGGGGGUGUGUCUAACUUAAGAUGUGCUUACACAACGGCGAUGGAGUGACGGCGCAGGACGACCUCGUCAGAUUUGGUGACACUUAUAAAAAGGAACCAUAAAUCUCAGGAAAUUGUUUGCUCCGGACACAAAUAAUCGAAGCACAUAACCAUGGCCACCUCCUUCCUCAGAAUGGGGCGGAUUUGUUGUGGACUGAAGCCGUUUCAGGUAAGUGUGUGCGCCAGCUGGAACAGAAUCCCUGCCGUGGGCUACAGCACCAAGUUUGGAGACGCCCAGAGAGCACUCCGAAAAACACACAUCACUCGGCUGGACCCGGUGCAGAGGCUGUUCCUGGAGAAGAUCAGGGAGUAUGGCACCCUCAGCCAGGCUGCAGGAGGAGCGAUGGAGACUGGCCCAGAGUUCCAGCGUCGGCUGGCUGAGGAGGAGGCCAAGCUGCAGCGGCUCUAUGGAGGUCGUGACCUUACAGAGUUCCCAGAGUUCAACUUCGCUGAGCCCAACCUGAAUGAAUUUCCCACUAAAUAAGGACCUGGUCGCCGUCUGCGCAGGAUCACAGGAGAUUCUCCCAGCACUGUGGCGGCUCUGUAGGCCCUGUGUGUAACGAUGUGAAGGUGCCAAAGCCCUAGGUGUGUGUGGGCUGAGCCCUGUGUGUAAAGAUGUGAAGGCGCCAAAGCCCUAGGUGUGUGUGGGCUUGGGAGUAAUAGCACCUUCCUGGACAUCAAAGAGCGCCCACUCUCUCUGAGAUGAAGACAGUUUUCUGGCUGAUCAAGCUCAUUCAAGUUCACUCUCAUAUUACUAUCACAGAGUCAAAUUAAAUGUCAUUAAAUAUUUUCUCACUGCCAUUUGA
Messenger RNA from Clupea harengus (Atlantic herring), 876 nucleotides. Its product is annotated as ATP synthase-coupling factor 6, mitochondrial-like. Bases 183 to 554 code for a protein of 123 amino acids. Lineage: Eukaryota; Metazoa; Chordata; Actinopteri; Clupeiformes; Clupeidae. The record is from RefSeq and is a predicted model, not a curated record. Gene Ontology annotation, molecular function: proton transmembrane transporter activity. The transcript has 6 exons. Gene Ontology annotation, biological process: proton motive force-driven ATP synthesis. Gene Ontology annotation, cellular component: proton-transporting ATP synthase complex.